AUGAUGGUGGUCAUGGACCUGGACGUGCAGGUUUUUCCGGGCUGGACCGACACCCUGCGUCGCUGCCUAGAGCCGAAAGAAGCUAAAGAAGAGGAGGAAGAAGGGGCUGCAGCUGUGGGUACUGCGGGUGCGGAUGUGUGCUUUCUGCAGCAGGCUGCCUUUGGAGACCGGCGUCUCCAGCAGGUGAACAGUGGAGUCUUGGUCUUUGGGGGCCGGGAAGGGCAAGAGGCACUUAGCCGACUUAGCCGGGUGGGUUCCUUUCUGCACGCUUUGGUGGCCAGGCUUCAAGCCCAGGAAGUCCUGGCAAGGCUCCUUCCAGAUGCGGAGCCUGUAAAUUUUGAGCAGCUUCAGAUGAACUACAUCUUAAACUAUAUCCGCAAACAUGUAGAACAUGAAAGCGGAGCAGCAAAAGUGGUGAGAUGGGGGAUCUACAGCCCACUUGUAGCCUAUGCUGGUAUGUUCCUAACGCAUGGCAUUCUCACAGACACUGUGCACCAUGCCACCGCCUCCAAUGUGCACCUCAAGAGCAAGAUACGCUUCAUGGAUGCAUCCAAGCUCUUUGUGGAGGAUCUCAAAGAGUUUUGCCCUCUAAGCCCUGCGGGCCAGCAACUGGUUUUGGGGCCCUUGGAAGAGUUCUGCUUUUAUUUCACAGGCAAGGACCCCCACUUUGGUCCUUUGCUUCCGCACUACAAGCUCUUUGCAGGCUUCUCCGAAGCAGACAACGCAAAGGUGAUUCAACACUUGGUCACGAGGGCAGAGGGGCGGAAGGCCUGGAUCCAGUUGAUCAUCCACUUCAACGCAGGAGGCUACCGCCGCUGGUGCACGGUGUCGGUGCAAGGGUGCGAGUGUCUUUUGAAUCCGCCUGCCGAAUAUCUGGCUCUCAGAUGUCUGAAGCAGAUGGAGCCUGUGCCAUCUGUGUCCUAUGUCUCCUGUGCCUCGUGUCCCUUGCGGUUUCGACCAGUGACACGGCGAGGUUUGAGGAGCUUUGAAGCUCUGCGAGAUGUUCACCCUGACAUCCGUUCAACCAUCUGCAACCUCUCGGGCAGCCUCGGUGUCUUCUGUGGUCUCGCUGUUCUUCUCUCAGCGCGACAUGCUCAAAAGCGUACACACGGACGUCCGUUUGAAGGACGUCUUGCGGCAAUUGCGGCAAGGGCCGAAGAGGAGUCAAGUAAUGCCAGUACAGCUUCCAAAGCUUUGGUGUUCGGCCGCCAAACGCGCUUCUGGCGCAGCCUGGACGUCCGUCGCUGGACGACCGGUCUGCAGCAGCCCAUGAUCCUGAAACCUGAAGAGGCUGAAGAGGAGGAGACCAUCAUCCUGAAGAAAGAAAAGGUUACGGAGUUUCAGGAGGAUGGCGUGGUCUUGCUCCGGGGCGUCCUGAAAAACUGGGUGCCCUACUUGAGGUCCGUGGUGCAACAUCAGAUGGAGAACCCGCAGGUGACCUCCUUUGUCACGGGCCUGCGGAGCUUCUUUUCAAUGGACUACGUGCAGGCGGGGGUCUUCCUCACCAACGACCGGAUCUUGGACUUCUGGAUCAACUCCCAAGCGCCCAAAAUUGCCGCUCAGCUCCUCCAGUGUGCGGAGGUGCGACUUGUUGUGGACCAGCUGAAUGUGAACCCGCACUGCCCUCCGUUCACUGAUCGGGACAAGCUCCAUACAGAUGUGGGAGCCAUCUCGGCUUUGGCGAAAGAGCAAGAUGUGGUCCGUUGCUGGAUCCCCUUGGAAAGUGCACGGGAGAAAGGGGUCGGGACCUUGGAGUUCGAGGUCAGGGGCCAGCGCAGGAGGUUCACGGAUGUGAAGGCCGGGGACGUGCUGAUGUUUUCACCCUGGAUUCCUCAUCGGGUGCUUUUCCCGCCAAACGACAUCUACGAGAAAGAGGACCGUUGUGUCCUUAUAGCCAGUCUCCAUGGCCACCGUGGCACGGACGAGAACCCUCUGGAUGCUCGACUUUGCAAAGUGAGUAAACCCUUUUUCUCCUAG
Symbiodinium pilosum is the source of this 1977-nucleotide messenger RNA. Lineage: Eukaryota; Dinophyceae; Suessiales; Symbiodiniaceae. The record is from the annotation of a GenBank genome assembly.